UGUCGUAGUGGGCAACGCCAUUCCCUUUGCAUGUUAAAGCUUCGGUGUGAUAUUCCGCUCGCAGCUACUCUACUCCAUUUCUCGCCAGCCUUUUGCUAAAGUGGUCGCAGAUCUCAAACCCCAGGGGAGACCAGUUGCUGUCGAUCUUCCCUUUACGAUCUUUACUUACAGUGUUUACUGUUCUGUCCUGGCUCCUGAACCGACACUUUAAUAAUCUACGCUACCUCAGUCAACUUAUCUCCGGACACGAUACACUUAGCUACACCAUCUUACUUCUGAUUGGAAUUCCCCGCGUCUACGGGGCAAAACAAAAUGGCCCAGAAAGCAGCCAAGUCCCUCGCUGCACGCAAUACCUCGCUCUUGUUGCGCACACAUAUCACUACUCUGUCUCUCCAUGCCAUAUUCCUCCUCCUCCAUUGGCUAUUCAACCGUCCACGAUCGCUCUUGCCUUACUUUAUCUUCACGUUCCCUGUUCUCGCCAUUGAAUUCUACCUCGAGCGCCUCGGACGUCCGCGAUAUAACCCCGUCGAUGGUUCCUUGCGCUCUGCUGGUGAGGAUCUCGGCGCUUCUGGGCUGACGGAGUACAUGUGGGAUGUCCUGUACUGGACCUGGGGUUGUAUGGGUGCUGUGUGUAUUUUUGGAGAUAAGGCAUGGUGGUUGUGGGUGGUUGUGCCGCUGUACUCUGUCUGGCUGGCAUGGACCACAUUCACCGGCAUGAAAAGCGGACUGGCUGGUAUGGCGGGAGGCGGGGAUACGGGAGUUGCUGCUCCUGAAAGUAAAAGGCAGAAGAAGAUGGAGAAGAGAGGUGGCCAGCGUGUACAGUAUAGGUGAUGUAUAAUAUACUUUACGUAUCCAAGGCUGUGAAUAACCUCGCAAUCUAAGAUUGUUAGCUAUACGAAAUACGAUAUAAAUACUCUUCUGAAAGGAUCUGGAAAAUAAUAUAUUCCAACUAAAUCGAGCACUUUCAAUUGGUGGAAAAGUGCAAAAAUACAUGUACAAUAUACAUACAUCGGGUGUGAUGUAAGGCAGGGGUUAUGUGAAAAAGGUUCGAAACCAAGCCGCGAAAUGAAAGCGUCGGAUACUUUGCGAUGCAAAAUGGGCAAGACAAAUGAAAAAAAUAAGGAAAUAGAAAGAGAUGUGCUAUGUCGAAGGGAGACGUUUCAUCGUGGCAAGUUGUGGAGUGCAUGAAUAGC
Paecilomyces variotii is the source of this 1193-nucleotide messenger RNA. RefSeq lists its product as hypothetical. Bases 313 to 831 code for a protein of 172 amino acids. Gene Ontology annotation, cellular component: intracellular membrane-bounded organelle. The record is from RefSeq and is a predicted model, not a curated record. Gene Ontology annotation, biological process: vacuolar protein processing. NCBI's taxonomy places the organism in Eukaryota, Fungi, Ascomycota, Eurotiomycetes, Eurotiales, Thermoascaceae. The transcript has 2 exons.